Molecule: messenger RNA, 390 nt
Organism: Blepharisma stoltei
Lineage: Eukaryota; Ciliophora; Heterotrichea; Heterotrichida; Blepharismidae
Source: the annotation of a GenBank genome assembly
AUGAUUGAUGAUGAUCCAGAAUCAUUUCCAAGAAAGGACACUCGAAAUAAGAAGCGCUGGAAUAACAAUCCCAAAAUCCGAUGGAAUUUUAAGGAAACAGUCAUCAGAAAUGAGCAUAUUGCAUUUAGAAAUCAGCAAAGAGCAAAAGCAGAAGAAAUGCUAAAGUCAGCCAAAGAAAAAAGAAGGGAACAGGAAGAGCACAAAGCAAUUCAAGACUUAUAUCAAGCAAAAAUCGCACUGAGAGAUGUUACAAAUCUUAAAAGAGAAAUAGCUUCAAAGGAAGGAAACUGCCAGCCAGUUAAAAAAAUCAGCAAUAAUAAUGACUUGACUUUGCAAAAAACUGAAGCACAGAUAAAAAAAUAUAUUGCUUAUUUAAGUACUACUUUAUAA